Molecule: messenger RNA, 219 nt
Organism: Suillus fuscotomentosus
Lineage: Eukaryota; Fungi; Basidiomycota; Agaricomycetes; Boletales; Suillaceae
Exons: 1
Source: RefSeq, a predicted model, not a curated record
UUGCGACAGUUGGGCUUGCGGAUACAGCAACAACGAGUUAUUUCCUCUAUCCACCAUGUCGAUCCCUUGGGAACUGUCCUCCACCAACGCACUAUGAUCCAACGGCGGCAGUACAAGGUUUCACGACCAAAUGCUCUGUGGCACAUGGAUGGGCACCAUAAGCUAAUUCGUUGGGGCAUCGUAAUUCAUGGUAUCAUUGAUGGAUAUUGCCGCACAGUA